This is a messenger RNA of Megalops cyprinoides (Indo-Pacific tarpon), 1102 nucleotides long. It is a transcript of the gene ing1, whose product is annotated as inhibitor of growth family, member 1. Lineage: Eukaryota; Metazoa; Chordata; Actinopteri; Elopiformes; Megalopidae. The transcript has 2 exons. Bases 47 to 892 code for a protein of 281 amino acids. Gene Ontology annotation, cellular component: nucleus. The record is from RefSeq and is a predicted model, not a curated record. Gene Ontology annotation, biological process: positive regulation of DNA-templated transcription.
UCUUGUAUACCAACUGACUCGUGGGUGAUCUGAAAAGGCAAUAAAAAUGUUGAGCCCUGGUUUUACCGGGGAGUCACUCCACGUUGCUAAUUAUGUGGAAGAGUAUUUGGACUUGGUCGAAUCAUUGCCUUUCGACCUCCAGAGAAACGUGUCUCUCAUGAGGGAAAUUGACGCUAAAUACCAAGAGAUCCUGAAGGAGCUGGAUGAGAUCUAUGAGAAGCACAAGAAGGAGUCAGAUCCAGUCCAGAGGAAGAGGCUCACGCACUGCCUCCAGAGGGCGCUGAUCCGCAGCCAGGAGCUGGGGGACGAGAAGAUCCAGAUUGUCAGUCAGAUGGUGGAGCUGGUGGAGAACCGCAGCCGGCAGGUGGAGGGCCACAUGGAGCUCUUUGAAUCGUGCCAGGAGACCGCCGAUGGCGUGGUCACACCCAGCAGGCUGUGCCAGGACAAACGGCGGGACGAGAUGCCCAGUGCAAUGGACAAGCCCAGCAACAAGCGCUCCCGGAGGCAGAAGAAUAACGAGAACAGAGAGAACUCUAACAGCAACCUCGACCACAGUGAUGAGGUCAGCGCCGGGACUCCCAAGGAGAAGAAGACCAAGACAUCAAAGAAGAAGAAGCGGUCAAAGGCCAAAGUGGAGAGGGAGGCCUCGCCUGCCGACCUGCCCAUUGACCCCAACGAGCCCACCUACUGCCUGUGUGACCAGGUGUCUUAUGGGGAGAUGAUUGGCUGUGACAACGAUGAGUGUCCCAUCGAGUGGUUCCACUUUUCUUGUGUGGGACUCAACCACAAGCCCAAAGGAAAAUGGUACUGUCCCAAAUGCAGGGGAGAGAACGAGAAGACCAUGGACAAAGCUCUGGAGAAAUCCAAAAAGGAAAGAGCUUAUAACAGGUAGUUGCCUACCUGAUCAGCUGUGCAGGCACAUCACAUAGGUGCACAGUGAUGAAGAUUGCCCGUUUUGUUCGGUCCUUCAAGUGUAAGGCUGCUGUGACUUGAUAUCACAGGGCAGCUGCUGGGACUGAUAGAAUACAGGUUUGAUGCUUUGCCUUAAAGCACACAGGCUGUGUAGAAAACCAGGGGAAAAUAAUGAAAAACCAGGAGCAGU